Messenger RNA from Zootoca vivipara (common lizard), 6458 nucleotides. It is a transcript of the gene PDE4B, whose product is annotated as phosphodiesterase 4B. Gene Ontology annotation, molecular function: 3',5'-cyclic-nucleotide phosphodiesterase activity. Gene Ontology annotation, biological process: signal transduction. The record is from RefSeq and is a predicted model, not a curated record. Lineage: Eukaryota; Metazoa; Chordata; Lepidosauria; Squamata; Lacertidae.
CACAACAUCCAAGCUAUGACAGCAAAAGAUUCUUCUAAGGAACUUGCUGCUCCAGAGACGGAGAUUUACAUAAAGACUUUCAAAGAACAAAUGCAUUUGGAACUCGAGCUUCCCAGAGUGCCGGGGAACAGACCCACCUCUCCAAAAAUCUCCCCCCGCAGCUCUCCAAGGAACUCUCCAUGCUUUUUCAGAAAGUUGCUGGUGAAUAAAAGCAUCCGUCAACGGCGACGUUUUACAGUGGCACAUACGUGCUUUGAUGUGGAAAAUGGCCCAUCACCAGGUCGCAGCCCACUGGACCCUCAGGCUGGCUCUUCUUCAGGACUUGUGCUCCAUACCACUUUCCCAGGGCACAGCCAGCGCAGAGAGUCAUUUCUUUAUAGAUCAGAUAGUGACUAUGACCUGUCACCAAAGACCAUGUCCAGGAAUUCCUCUCUACCAAGUGAACAACAUGGAGAUGACCUGAUAGUUACACCUUUUGCUCAGGUCUUGGCUAGUUUGAGAAGUGUAAGGAAUAACUUCACAUUAUUGACAAAUCUGCAAGGAGCAGCAAACAAGAGGUCACCGGCAGCAAAUCAACCACCAGUCUCCAGGGUUAACAUUCAGGAGGAAUCUUAUCAAAAAUUAGCAAUGGAAACUUUGGAGGAAUUGGACUGGUGUUUAGACCAACUUGAAACCAUUCAGACCUACCGAUCUGUUAGCGAAAUGGCAUCGAAUAAGUUCAAGAGAAUGUUGAACCGAGAACUGACACACCUUUCAGAAAUGAGCCGAUCGGGAAACCAAGUGUCUGAAUAUAUUUCAAACACUUUCCUAGACAAACAGAAUGAUGUGGAGAUUCCCUCUCCCACACAGAAGGAUAGAGAGAAAAAGAAGAAGCAGCUCAUGACACAGAUCAGUGGUGUGAAAAAGCUAAUGCAUAGUUCAAGCUUGAAUAAUACUAGCAUUUCAAGAUUUGGUGUGAAAACAGAAAAGGAAGACCAUCUAGCCAAAGAGCUGGAGGAUCUGAAUAAAUGGGGUCUGAACAUAUUUAACGUUGCAAGAUAUUCACACAGUAGACCUCUCACCUGCAUUAUGUAUGCUAUUUUUCAGGAGAGAGAUCUGCUAAAGACAUUCAAGAUCUCAUCAGAUACCUUCAUAGCUUACAUGAUGACUUUGGAAGACCACUACCAUUCCGAUGUGGCCUACCACAACAGUCUCCAUGCGGCUGAUGUAGCCCAGUCAACACAUGUUCUCCUGUCCACCCCAGCCUUGGAUGCUGUCUUCACUGAUCUGGAAAUUCUUGCAGCCAUUUUUGCAGCAGCAAUUCAUGAUGUGGAUCACCCUGGUGUCUCUAACCAGUUUCUUAUUAAUACAAAUUCUGAGCUUGCUCUGAUGUACAAUGAUGAGUCAGUCUUGGAAAAUCACCACCUUGCUGUGGGUUUUAAGCUGCUACAAGAAGAGCAUUGCGACAUCUUCCAGAACUUGACCAAGAAGCAACGUCAAACUCUCAGGAAAAUGGUGAUAGACAUGGUCUUGGCCACAGAUAUGUCCAAACACAUGUCCCUACUGGCAGACCUAAAGACUAUGGUGGAAACUAAAAAAGUGACAAGUUCCGGAGUUCUGCUUCUAGAUAACUACACAGACAGAAUACAGGUUCUCCGAAAUAUGGUCCAUUGUGCUGAUUUAAGUAAUCCCACGAAAUCCCUUGAACUCUAUCGACAGUGGACAGACAGAAUCAUGGAUGAAUUUUUCCACCAGGGGGACAAAGAACGGGAGAGAGGAAUGGAAAUCAGCCCAAUGUGUGACAAGCACACAGCUUCUGUAGAGAAGUCACAGGUUGGCUUCAUUGAUUACAUUGUCCACCCGCUUUGGGAGACGUGGGCAGACCUAGUACAGCCGGACGCCCAAGAUAUCCUGGACACUCUAGAAGAUAACAGGAAUUGGUACCAGAGCAUGAUCCCUCAGAGCCCUUCUCCUCCCCUUGAUGAACGCAACAGAGACUGCCAGGGCCUGAUGGAGAAGUUCCAGUUUGAGCUUACGCUUGAAGAAGAGGACUCUGAUGGGCCUGAGAAAGAAAGUGAUGGUAUCAGCUACUUCAGCAGUACAAAGACACUCUGUGUGAUUGACCCAGGAAGAAGGGGUUCCCAAAGUGAAGCUAAUAUAGAAAUUGUGACAGAAGAUACAUCACCUAUCGAUACCUAAUAUAUUGUAUCUGUAAGGGUGAAUUUAAAUACUUCAUGCACAUGCAGGUUGUCUUGCUAACUAGCCUGAAAUCGAGGUCUUAGGCCAGCACCUACCAUUGGCUAAAAGACCUUUCCAGCUACUUGAGAUUGGAGUCAGGGUUAAAGAGCAUGUAGUGAUUGCUCAGGAAAUCAACAGGUGAUUUAUAUUGCAGCUUAAGCUUUGUCAGCCAAAAACACAAAAUCUGGAACCAGUACGAGUUGUAACUGAACAAGCCUGAUCGUGAACAACACUCGACUGAAAUAUUUUCUAUUCUUGAGAGAUUUUGAAAUCUAGACAGGUCUGGCAUCUAGAACUACUGAUUUGUAACUCUGCAUUUAAAACUUGUCCACCUGUCUGCAGACCCGUGUGCCUUUUUUAUAAAAAAACUUCCACGUCUUUUCAAGAAUCCUACUAAGUACACAACAAAGUAUGUUUGAUAUUGAUGUAUAAUUUUUUAAAAAAAUAUUCCUGUUUUAAUGAAAUAGGUCUUCCUUUGUAGGGGCAAUACUUGUUUCUUUAUUGCAAUUUAAUCACAUUGACUUGCUAAAUAAAGCAGGGUGCCCUCUUUGCAUUACUGCACCAUUGGUCACUUUAUCAACCCUGCAAAACCUGUGUUGUUAGCUACUGAAACAUGCCCCCCCCCUUAAUUGUUUUUGACCUUUCUUGUGCACAGGAUAAAGUGUAGCUUUCUGUUCCAUAGCACAAUACAGCACAUGUAAAAGUCAACAUACUGAGGUAAUGUGAUGUACAUUCUCCUCCCCUUAUUUUAUUUUUAAAAAACUCGGUGGAAGUUGCACGCUUGGUCCUUUGUGUUUUCUCUUCCCCACUGUUCAUGUCCCCUUCUCUCUCUUGCACUUGCCUUGAGCUCUAACAUGUCCAGUACUGUUUAUAACAGUGUAUUUAUUACUUAAUGUAUAUAAUGUAAUGUUUUGUAAGUAUUAAUUUAUAUAAAUUAACAUUGCCUGUCAGUGGUGAUGUUACUUGUGUAGAAUACUCUGCAUAAGAGUUGCCUUUCUUGUAACCUUUUGUAUUGCAUAAAGUAGAAAAACCUGAACAUAGCUUAAAAGAGACAUAUUGAACCCAGAGAGGGCAUUCAGGUAGCAUUGGCUCACGGGGGUUUCAUUUUCAUUGGCAUUUGGGAAAUCAUCACAGUUGGUGGGUGAUGGAGAAAUAUUUAGAAUCAUCUGUUCAGAUGAUGUGAAACUACUGAAACUUUGAAAAAGAAACCUACAGUAAAAUGCCACAAAAUGUUAAGUGUCAGUUUCCAAUUAAUGAACAACCCAAUGUGAAUUUCUAUGACAAAAUGUGAACUGGUGUUAUAAUUGUGCUGUGAAACUUCUUCCAACAAAGCUUGUUAGGCAUGUAUACAGUGCCAAUCUCAGUUUGUAAAACUAUGUUCCAAGCUUUCAGUCCAACUUGUGACUAACUAGUUGAUGAAAUAGCACAGUUGUGCAUGAUCAAUGGGUUUGUAUGUCUAUUGAACACUGCAUUGUUCCAGGUGGUUAUUUUGUUUCAAAGUUUCACACAAUGUAUGUUGUUAUAGUAUUAUAUAUUGUGUUCAGAUGCAUUCUUAAGAGAUUUUUAUAUGAAGUGAAUAAAUUAAAGCAUGACUUAGGUUGGGCCUUCCUAGAUGUUCUUUUUAGUUAUCUACUGUGCUUCAGUUGCAUGUUUAAUGCAGAAUUUUUAAACGUCACCAUUGGUGGUAGUGAACAAGGUAUGAAUCACUCAACAACAAACACACAUACUAGUCACUGGUAGAGACAUGAUACUGAAUUACCGGUAGGUAAAUCUCUUACUGAUUAAUAAAUACAUAAGAACGCAGAGGGUGAAACAGAUUUUCUACCUUAAGAACAGUCUCAUUCCCUGCAGCAAAUUAUGGCAGUGUUGUGCCCCAUUAAUUUCUAUAAAACUCAGCAGGUUUUUAAAAACUUACAAGUUGCCCCAUGGAAAAUAUUUCUGAAAAGCAGGGUAUAAACGUAAUAAAUAGGAAACAAACACAUUUAUUUGACGGGCUUCAUAAUUUUCCUUAGCCUCCAUCUCAACACCAAUUGGUAUUAAAUGACAAACCAACAUACACCAAUAUCUUAAACCAGUUCCCCACAAAUGAAAUGCCCAUUUUAUCAGCAUUGCAGAGAGCAGUAAAAUGUAAGCAAAACUGUUUGGGUACCUGAAAAUUAAUACAGAAGAGCCAUUUGCCUCCUGGUGGUGGCUGGAAAGCAGAAGUUACUGUUGUAAAACGUCUAUGCAGUAGUGGUCUUAAUUCUAUAUUUUAUCUUAUAAACACAUACCGUAGUUUUUCAUGCGUUGGAAAACUUCCCAAGAGUGGCUGCACAAAUCACUAAAAACAAAAUGUGAUGUUACUGAAGCCUUUCACUACAAGUAAGUCAUUCUCAGUUCCUAAUCCCAACUCUUCUUUGUGCCGGUGAUACAGGAACAAACAUCAUAGGUAAAUAAGGUUAUUUUGGAUAACUUCUUAAAUAAUCUUUUUGUCUGCUAAUCUAUGAAUAGGUCAGUUGGAGCACAUUCAAAUCCCACUUCCUAUUGUUGUCAACUUUUGGAUUUGAAAACAAGGGAACAGCAGCCUCACCUGUCCCAGGGAAAGUCUACAGUAUAUCUAACAAUCCAGGAUAGCAGCUGGAAACGGCGCUGGAAUAAGGGAAUUUCCAGCAAAAAAAGGGAAGGUUGACAGCUGUGGCUUGGAAUAAGGGAUUUUCCCACCAAAAAAAAGGAGGGUUCCUUCCCCUGGUUUGUCACCUAGAUUGCAACGGGUAUGAUGUGAAAGUAUCUGCAGUUCUAAAUUUUGGAUUGACAAGGAAAUAUGAUUAAAUUAUUAAAUUACGUCAUUCUUUAUUGCAGAAUAUUUGCAUGAAGUGGUUAAACAUAGAAGAAGCUGGAGAGGUAAUGAAAACAGAUUUCUUGCUGUCAAACACACACACACACACAAAAUAAAAAAAUAUGACACUCUUUAGGGGAGUGGGUGGCGCUGUGGUCAAACCACCAUGCCUCUUGGGCUUGCUGAUCAGAAGGUCAGUGAUUCAAAUCCCCCCACAACGGGGUGAGCUCCUAUUGUUCUGUCCCAGAUCCUGCCAACCUAGCAGCUCGAAAGCAUGCCAGUGCAAGCAGAUAAAUAGGUACCACUGCGAGAAGGAUUAAAGCUAGUUGUUCAGGACAACUUACCACAUUUCACGGUAAGAGGGAAUGAACUCAGCCAAAUACUGAACAAUAUCCAAGAACUGUUGCCAAGCCUUUUUAUAACCCAGUGGAGGCAUUUCAUUAAUGGCAUCCACUUUGCUGUCACCUAGCAUCAGUCCACAGCUUAAUAAUAAUAAUAAUUUAUUACUUACAUCCCACCCAUCUGGCUGGGUCUCCUAUCCAUUGCCAGUAGUCAUAUUUUCCAUUGAGGAUGACGAAGGGUUUCUUCCUUGCCAAGUUUCUCUGGACAUCGAUAUCUGUGUGAAUGUAAAAUGGUCUCCUGACAGCCUUCUUGAAGUUCUAGGGUCAGGACACAGCCUAAGUGACCCAUUCUUCUUUUGUAUACUUCAGCUACUCACCUAUCCUAUAGGCUGUCAUGAACUGGCAGGAUGAUGGGGAGGAGAAAGAGGGUCCAGCGAGGGGUGUAGCCAGGACUCGGACACACUGGGGCAAGCAGGGGAUGGGGAAGGAUGUACUCACAAGGUGACAGGGGAUUGAUGCACGGAAACCAGAGCAGCAUGACCCAUCACCAGAGCCAGAGUUCAUGUGUCCCCAUGAACACUGUGGGCUCUGAGAUGUAGGGAGCAGAGGGAGGGGCGUUCUAGGAGGCUGGGGCAGACAAUAGCCCACAGCCCAGCUCCCAGCUGGCCAGGUGGGGCUCAUUAGCUCCAGGAGAAGGCAUGUGAUUCCUCAUCUGGAGUAGGCUCAGAACAGGUGAGGGUCACAAGCCUCAUCAAGCCCAGAUGCUGCAAUCAGCAAGCAAAGAGGGAAGCAGAGCUGAGGUGCUAUGUCUGCUCAACUGCCCCUGUUGAUAGACUUUGGCUUGAAUGCUCCUGGACUCUAUGGGACUCUGCUUUGGGUUUGACUCUGGACUGUAUUCUGACUGCUGCACUUCAGAUUUGGCUACUUGGAUUGACUGUGGACUGCAUUUCCCGAGCUUUGGACUUUGGUUGUGUGGCUUGACCCCGACCUUUGGAUUUGCUGCCAGGUAAGCCAGUGGUUCAGGACAUAGACUUGGUCACUUUAGAGAUGACCCAAGGAACUUGAGGUACUGUGGGGCUGGUUGC